GUAUUUUGGUGGGAAGUCUGGUUUCACCUGCCUCACGUUGCACAUGGUGCACACCAGAUGAGAGAGGAGGCUCGGAGAGAAGGCCAUGGCUCCAAAUCCGUACCUUGUUUUGGGCGUUCAGGUGGGUGCUGCUCAGGAGGAUGUCAAGCGAGCCUACCGCGCGCUGGCCUUGCAAUGCCACCCAGACAAGCGCCCACCAGAGGAGAGGGAUGUGGCAGAGCAGCUUUUCAAGGACUUGCGGCAAGCCUACGACACUUUGAGGGACCCUGAGAAGCGAAGAAUAUUUGAUGCUGCAAAUGGCAGGCCCAGGAGCUGCCAGAGAUUUCCAUCAGGCCUGGCAGCAUCAAUUCUGCGGCGCCAUUCACGCAGGCCUCGAUCAGCUUGCACACCUGAUUCCGAGUGUAGCUGGAGUGCCAAAGUCGUGCACAAAGACAAAUCAGACAAAGCAGGAGGCAAAGCAGGACCAGGAGGAAGCACCUCUACUUCUACAGCACCAAUUGUAGCACCUCCGGCUUUUUCAGACCACAUUUGGUUUGCUCGGGGUUCGGCCUCAGUUGGCCGUGCGUACAAAGGACAGGAAGUAGAAGAGCUCGCAUUUGACAGGCAGAGUGCUUUGCUUGCCGCAGCUAGCUGGCUUCGCGGGAAUCCACGAGGCACUUGUCUCUUAGAAGUGCGUGGCUGCUCCCAAAGAGGAGAAGUGUCCUGGCGCCAGCAGGAGCCUUUGGCAAAAGCACGUUGUGAGAAAACAAUGAGUUUUCUAACAAAGCAGUUCAACGUACCUGCUGAUCAGUUGCGAUCAGCUGCACAGAUAAAGGAUGACUUCCAGGGUGUGGAGCUGAUCGGUAUGAGACGUCUUUGCGUGGAUGGAGGCUUCCUCAAUGAAGGCUCCUUACUGCUCGCCGAUGAGAUGACCAUUCCAGCGAUAACACGCUAUCUUUUGGCCGAUCCUGCGGACAAUCGAAUGCUGUUCUUUGAGGUCGGCUUCAGUGCAAUUUAGGGAAUUGUCUCCUUCCAGACAGGUGGUCCUGCUCUUUUUUGAAGACCUUGAUAGACACUUAGGUCGUUUGCUCUGAAGGUUUGCAGACGCUGGCUUCAAGACGAAAGGCUGCUCUUCUGGCCGCUCUUAGUGGACCAAACCGUCUGAAGAGAAGAGUCUCAGCAAACACUCGAUGUGGGGGGAAGGAAGAGGUUAUUUUCUACACCUUUGAGUGCUGCCCCUAAGCUUGCUGUGCAAAUUGGAGGAAAAUUCGCGCCUGCGCCUCCAUCUGCAUGAGCACGAUCUUGAAUCUUUUGGCAUAAUCAGCAGCACUUGCACUCUUGAUGACAAGCAGUUCAAUCAAUUAUGAUGGCAGGCGCAUUGAAUCCAGGCGUAUUCCUAUUCUGAGGGAUUGGAAAUGAAGAGCAGCUGGACCAGGGCAGACCCUUGGUUUGUACAGAUCAAUGGAGGACCAGAUACGGAUUGAAAUUCCUCGGAGUCCUGUGCUUUGGACUCGUUGGCCUCCUCUCUUUACUGCUUCACCAGACACGAGUUUGUUGAACUUUGGUGUGAAGCAAUGUGUGGGGUUUGUCUUGCAGAGAAUUGCAAGCCAGGGAGUGGCAAAGCAGUGAUGACCUGUUU
This is a messenger RNA of Durusdinium trenchii, 1618 nucleotides long. Lineage: Eukaryota; Dinophyceae; Suessiales; Symbiodiniaceae. The record is from the annotation of a GenBank genome assembly.